Molecule: messenger RNA, 946 nt
Organism: Argentina anserina (silverweed cinquefoil)
Lineage: Eukaryota; Viridiplantae; Streptophyta; Magnoliopsida; Rosales; Rosaceae
Exons: 6
Coding region: 81-659 (192 amino acids)
Molecular function (GO): ribonucleoside triphosphate phosphatase activity
Source: RefSeq, a predicted model, not a curated record
CCAAACGACAUCGUUCGAGCUCAUUUUCUAAGCCGCACUGAGCAGUAUUGAACCGCUGCAACAGAGAAGGAAGGAGAGAAAUGGCAGGCGCCGGAAAAUGCUUGCUUGUGACUGGACCUCCGGGUGUCGGUAAAACCACUCUAAUAGUCAAAGUCUUUGAAACCCUAAAAUCCUCGUACCCUAACUUAAAGAUUCAGGGAUUCUACACCAGUGAGGUUAGACAAGGAGGUGACAGAGUUGGCUUCCAGGUGGUUACAUUAGACGGCCGCACCGCUCCGCUUGCUUCCUCAACCAUUUCCAGCCCAGAAUCGUUGAGAUGGCCCACUGUGGGGAAGUUCAAAGUAGAUGUCGCAUCGUUUGAGUCCCUUGCAGUUCCUGAGUUGCAGGUAAGAGAAGAUACUGACCUUUUUGUCAUUGACGAAGUUGGUAAGAUGGAGUUGUUCAGCUCAUCUUUCUUCCCGGCUGUGUUAAGAGUGCUGGAAUCUGAUAUUCCAGUCUUGGCGUCAGUUCCAGUUCCGAAAGUUGGCCGUGAUAUACCCGCAGUUGCAAGGUUAAAGAAUCAUCCGGGUGCAACAAUUUUUACACUGAGCCAAAGUAACCGAGAUGCCACUAAAGAAUUGAUAUACUCCCAAUUGGUAGACUUACUGAAAAAACAAUAGUUGUUGGACAAUCAUUGGUCUUUGACUCUUUGUUGUUUCCACCUCUGGUAUCAGCUUGUAGAAUUAUUUUUGUUAUGUUGGUUAUACUUGAUGGUGCUUAAAUGCAUUUAAUAGGAUUUAAACUAGCAUUUGUGUACUCGAUAAUGCUAUUCUGUUACCGAGUUUCAAUAGAAUCUUCUUUCGUCGUGUUUCUAGCAUCUUAGAUUCAAGUGAUAGACAUGAUAUUUGAAGAUGUUACUUGUUUUGGUAAAAACGUUUAUGAUCAUUUGGGUAAUUUACUUCCAAAU